AUGGACUGGAACGGCGGUUAUUUGCCAAUUUUGAGCUUUGUUUCUUUUUGCCUCCUGACGCAGAAUACUUCUAUUUUCUCACGCUACGCUCUUACCUUUUGGUCAGUUAUCAUCCUGUGUUUUUCCAAGGAGAUUUCGUAUCACAUCUUACCCCUUGCGCUUCGGUUUCGCAUGUGGCUUGAUGCUGCCAGGCAAAAACGGUAUCGCGUCCGGUAG
Colletotrichum orchidophilum is the source of this 216-nucleotide messenger RNA. RefSeq lists its product as uncharacterized. The coding region runs from base 1 to 216 and encodes 71 amino acids. The transcript has a single exon. The record is from RefSeq and is a predicted model, not a curated record. NCBI's taxonomy places the organism in Eukaryota, Fungi, Ascomycota, Sordariomycetes, Glomerellales, Glomerellaceae.